UUACCGGUGAAGCCCUGUGCCAGGCAUGUUCUUCACACACCUCUAGUCCUCCAGAAAUCCUCUGGGGUAGGUAUUGAUAUGCCCAUUUUACAAACAGACUGAAGCUACGAGAGAGGAAGUGAUUGCCCAGGGUCACACAUGAUAGAUGGCAGAGCCUGGGAUUCAAAAUCAGUUCCACAGGGCUCAAGGAGCCCUUCGCCCCCUCUGCUCUCCCUGACAGUGGGACCAUAGACCGUGGGAGCCAGACUGGAAGACUGAGGCCGGGAAAGGGGAGCCACAAGGACGGUGCAGGGUGGCUGCGGACAGCUGCUGCAUUGCCUGGGCACGCGGUUUCAGGAGCCUCCCCGGGCGGUCGCCCCUGGGCCUAGGGCUCUGAGCUGCCGCAGGACUGGCUAGACCAGAGGUGGGGCCAGGGCCACCAGCCCUUUGCCCUGGGGCCAGAGGGAGGACCGGAAGACCAGAAAAGCAGGAGGAGGUGUCUCAGCUGAUUGGCAGCUUCUCCCCGCCCCCCAAUCUCCCUCCUGCCCCAGGUGACCUUUUCCCCAGAUCCCAGGGUCUAGGCACACCCCUGCCGGGAGGUGCGGACAACAGCGACAGCUGGGAUUGGUCAGAGCCAGGGGGGACGUGUCCCAGGCUCCGCCAGCCCUGGUGGCUGAGCAGAGCAGGUGGACUCCCAAGAUAGACCAGGAGCCACCGGCCUACCGGACUGGGACCUCUGCCCUCCAGACAUGGCCCCAGGCCCCCUUGGUCCCCAGCCCUGUGGCCGUGCAGGGGUGCGGGCAGCCUAAGCGCCACCACCCCAGGGCCUGUGCCCAUGUCCCUGACCCAGGCACGGCCGGCCUCAGGAGCAGAGGCCAUGGAGACAGUUGCCCCAGCUGUGGACCUGGUGCUGGGGGCCUCGGCCUGUUGCCUGGCCUGCGUCUUCACCAAUCCCCUAGAGGUGGUGAAGACGAGGCUGCAGCUGCAGGGGGAGCUGCAGGCCCGCGGCACCUACCCACGGCCCUACAGGGGCUUUUUGGGCUCCGUAGCAGCUGUGGUCCGUGCGGACGGGCUGUGUGGCCUGCAGAAGGGGCUGGCCGCCGGCCUCCUUUACCAGGGCCUGAUGAAUGGCGUCCGCUUCUACUGCUACAGCCUGGCAGGCCAGGCUGGCCUCACCCAGCAGCCUGGUGGCACCGUGGUCGCGGGCGCCGUGGCUGGGGCACUGGGAGCCUUUGUGGGGAGCCCUGCUUACUUGGUGAGUGCCUUGUCUCCAUCCUCCACCACCCCAUGACCCAUGACCCAGCUCCCUCGGGGGCUCUGGAGCCUUCCAAGCUGACUCUGGUACCAGGUCGGGUGGGCCAGGCCGGGUGGGGCCGCUCCAGGCACAUCCCCUGCCCGGGGAUUGGAAUCCGCCCCUGGGCCCAAGCCACAGGGUCUUGCCCCCAUGCUCCUUCUCCUGGGGUCCCUGCUCCACUGGACCUGGGCCGGGGUUGCGGGGGAGGGCAGAGGGUGGCAGGACCGGUGCUGGCUCAAACCCAGCGUGGUGGCCUGUCUUCCUGUAUGGCUGAGCAAGUUAAGAAUAAGCGAGGCCCCCGCGUCCUAGGCUGGAUGAGGAAUAGUCAUGAUCCCAUAGUCAGAACAGCUUGUCCAGCGGAGCAGAGAGGCCCGGAGAAGGUCAAAUGCAGACCCAGGCUGACCUCAGAUCCCUCCCCCCAACCCUGUUCCCCACGCCCCCUAAGCUGGGGGUGUGGGCUCCUGGAGGCCUGGACGUCGGGGUACAGCUCGUCCAGUCCUCCGUCACAUCCGCUCUCACAGGUCAAAACGCAGCUGCAGGCCCAGACGGUGGCCGCGAUGGCCGUGGGGCACCAGCACCAUCACCAGAGCGUUCUGGGUGCCUUGGAGACCGUCUGGCGGCAGCAGGGCCUGGCAGGGCUGUGGCGGGGCGUGGGUGGGGCCGUGCCCAGAGUCAUGGUUGGCUCAGCGGCCCAGCUGGCCACCUUUGCCUCUGCCAAGGCCUGGGUGCAGGAGCAGCAGUGGCUCCCGGAAGACAGCUGGCUGGUAGCCUUGGCUGGAGGCAUGAUCAGCAGUGUCGCCGUGGCUGCCGUCAUGACCCCCUUCGACGUGGUCAGCACACGGCUGUACAAUCAGCCCGUGGAUGGAGCCGGCAGAGGCCGGCUGUAUGGUGGACUUGCCGACUGCCUGGUGAAGAUCUGGCGGCAGGAGGGCCCCCUGGCACUCUACAAGGGUCUGGGCCCGGCCUACCUGCGCCUGGGCCCCCACACCAUCCUCAGCAUGCUCUUCUGGGAUGAGCUCCGGAAACUGGCCGCGCGGGGCCAGCGCCAGGGCACCUAGGCGGCAUCCCUCAUCGCCGUAUCCUGACACAGCCCGGGACCUGGCAGGAAGCGACGGCCCGCUCCGGCUGGGAAUGGCCGUCUCAGAGCAGGCCACAGGCCCAGACCCUGCCACACGGCCCAGGAGAGUGUGGACAGCUCUGGUCAACCGAGACCCCUGGCCCAUUCAGGGCCUGAGCCUCUGCUCUGGAUCACCAGCCACUCUGUUCUCCCGCAAGUUCUCUUCCCUCCCUGCCUGGGUUACCUCAUCCCAGAACCUUACCCAUGAUUACAAUAACCGCUCCGGGGCAUGACUGUCACCACGAGCCGGGUCACUCACAUGCAUCCGCUUGCUUAGUUCUCGAACAGUACGAGACAGUGAAAUCCUCUCGUACCAAGAGGAAGCUGAGGCUCAGCAAGGUAAAGUGCUUUGACCAAAGCCACACAGCUUUGAAAGGAUGGAACCAGGGCUGGCUCUUAGCUCUGCCCAGUGUAGACUGGUGCCCCUGGCAGGAGCCAGGACCCUGGGGGCUGCAAGGCCCUGAGUGUCACUAGUCAUGGGGAGGCUCCAGGAUGCACCAGGAGGCUGUCAUGUCACACCUGCGUCAUGAGCUCAGGCUGCCAUAAAAAGCGCCUCAGACCAGGGGUUCAAACAACAGAUCUUGUCUCACAGUCUGGAGGCUGGAAGUCCAAGAUCAAGAUUGUCAGCAGGGUUGGUUUCUCUGAGGCCUCUGUCCUUGGUGGCCCUGGGUCCUCACACGGUCUUCCUUCUGUGCCUGUGUCCGAAUCUCUUCUAAUAGGGAGACUAGUCGUGUUGGAUUAGCACCCACCCUAAUGUCCUCAUUUUAACUUAAUUACCUCUGUAGAGACCUCGUCUUCAAGGACAGUCACAGACUGGGGGUUAGAACUUCAGUGUAUGAAUGUGGGGGAGGGGGGGCCUAAUUCAGCCUGUAACAUCAGCUGAGAGCUUUUACUGAGGGCCUCCUAGAUGCCCAGCACUGGUGGCGUUUGCACAAAUCCUCAUGACCAUUCUGAAAGGGAGCUCUUGUGAUGCCCAUUCUUCAGAUGAGGAGGCUGAGGCCCGGGGCAGGGAAGUGACUUGCUUAAGGUGUCCUCACCCCGGGCCCUUUCCCCAAGCUGCAGCCACACCCCCCCACUGAGUAUGUUCCUAAGGCUCGCGCUGACCUUUGUGCUUCAGAGAUGGACACGGAGUACCUGGAAGGGGCAGGACUGGCCCAGGUCCAGCAGCCUGAGCCGCCACACCCCACGUCUGCCGUUCCAAGGGCACGGCUCCCCAACGCACACUCCAAACCAAUAAAGUUUUCUAUUUUGUUUA
Molecule: messenger RNA, 3645 nt
Organism: Callorhinus ursinus (northern fur seal)
Lineage: Eukaryota; Metazoa; Chordata; Mammalia; Carnivora; Otariidae
Source: RefSeq, a predicted model, not a curated record